AUGGCCAAGAUGUGGGAAUUCGACGCAUUCCUGGAGGACGGCGAUGAAGACUUUGCUUCGUACGUGGAAAGAUUCGAGCACUACUGCGAAGUAGCCAACGUACAAGAGGAGAAGCUUAAGAAGUCAGCCUUCAUAACGGCCAUUGGCAAGAAUGCGUACAAGACGCUCAAGGAUUUGCUUCUACCGGCGACCCCUGCGGAGAAAAGUUUCGAAGACCUGGUCAAGGUACUGAGUGACCAUUACGAGCCUGCAAGCCGAAUCAUCGCAGAGCGAUUCAGAUUCAACAGGCGGUACCAAGCGGAAGGUGAGACAGUAGCGACGUUUGCAGUUGCACUGAAGCACUUGGCCGCUAAAUGCAAGUACGGCACAUUCCUUGACGACGCACUACGCGACCGGUUCGUCGCUGGACUGCGAAACCCUGCCAUUCAGACGGGUCUACUAAAAAAGAAGGAGCUGUUGUUUGAAUCUGCUUGCGACUUUGCCAAAAGCGUUGAAAUGGCGGAACAGGAGUCGAUGGGGUUUCGACCUGGCAGUGGAACGGAAGCCGAUGUCCAUGCGAUAAGGAAGACAGGCAGGAAAGCGGCAUUUGCCGGCAAGCCAGAAGACCUAUGGAAGCAGCUAGUGAAUCCUCCCCCGCUCACACCGUCUACGGUUAAGCUGAAGACUUACGGAGGAGCACCGCUGGAAGUGAAGGGGCAAGCCGAGGUUCCGGUCGAGUACAACGGACAGCGCAAAAUUCUACCAGUAGUUGUGGUGCCAGGAAACAAGCCAGCGCUACUUGGACGCGAUUGGAUUGAGAACCUAGACGUCGUAUUGAAUGGCAUUCACAAGGUGCAAGCGGAGCUUACGGCUGACAACCUUGUGAAAAGUGCACCAGCAGUAUUCCAAGCAAUCAUGGACGAGUUGCUGAAGGGACUGUGUGGAGUAGUUUGUUACCUUGACGAUGUGCUUAUCACAGGUGCCGACUACAACGAAUGCCUGGCACGUGUAGAAGCAGUCCUGCAGCGCUUCGAGAAGCACGGCGUCAAAAUGAUGUACGCGUUCGAUAGCAACCAGAUUUAA
Molecule: messenger RNA, 1062 nt
Organism: Dermacentor silvarum
Lineage: Eukaryota; Metazoa; Arthropoda; Arachnida; Ixodida; Ixodidae
Exons: 4
Coding region: 1-1062 (353 amino acids)
Source: RefSeq, a predicted model, not a curated record